AUCCUCACUGGCAAUUUUUGUUUGAACUAAUUAAUGAUUAAUGGGAGUGCUCUGUGUAAUGCUGUUCAAUGGCACUGAAGAGAAGAAGGAGCAGACAAGACUAGAUGGAUGCAUCAAGAUCUUUUUCGUAGCACUAAACAGCUAAAAGGAAAAUGAAGCCCACCUUCUCCUUGUGUUUAUUACUGGCUGCUUUGUAUACUGUUGCCCAGUGUCAUCAGCGCCCUCCCUACCGCAGUAAGCAGGAUGGCACUAAAGGGACAUAUUAUCCAGGACAUAGUUCUCAGUGGGAAGGAGCUUAUCCAGUUAAGAACAAAACCUUUGUCAAACUAGUUUUCAGCAAUACUGACUUUGCAUUUUCAUUUUACAAGUUGGUUGCGUCCGAAGCAAUGGAUCAAAAUAUUUUCUUUUCACCCAUAAGCAUCUCUGCUUCCUUUGCAAUGCUGGCACUCGGUGCCAAGUCAGUGACACUGACACAGAUUCUGGAAGGGCUUACCUUUAACCUGAAAAAGACUCAGGAGUUGGAAAUCCAUGACAAUUUUUGCCAACUCCUCCACAUGCUGAACCGUUCAGACAGCGAGUUCCAGCUGAGCCUGGGAAAUGCCCUUUUUAUAGAAGAAACUCUAAAACCAGUACAGAAGUUCUUGGAUGAUGUCAAACACUUUUAUGAAUCUGAAGUCUUUUCUUCUGACUUUAACAACUCUGUUGGCGCUGAGAAUCAGAUCAACAGUUAUAUUGAGGAAAAGACAAAUGGGAAAAUUGUUAAGUUAGUGGAAAAUCUUGAUCCUCUCACUGCAAUGGUCCUCGUUAACUAUGUCUUCUUUAGAGCUCAGUGGGAGAAACCCUUCAGUACAUUAUAUACAAGACAGGAGGAUUUUUUUGUGGAUCAGAAAACAUCUGUAAAAGUUGACAUGAUGUAUCGAAAGGGUUACUACAGAAAUUACUUUGAUGAAGAGCUGUCCUGUUGGCUGGUUCAGAUAUCUUACAAAGGAGAUGUUGCGGCAUUAUUUAUUUUGCCUGAUGAAGGGAAGAUGAAGCAGGUGGAAGAUGCUCUCUUGAAAAAGACUGUAUCUAAAUGGGAAAAGUUCCUCCAAGACAGAAAAAUACAUCUGCACAUUCCAAAAUUUUCUAUUUCUGGUACCUAUGAUGUGAAAAGGAUAGUCAAACAAAUGGGUAUGAUCGAUCUGUUCACUGACCAAGCUGAUCUGUCUGGGAUUACUGAGGAGCCUGGACUGAUGCUUUCAAAAGUGAUUCACAAAGCCGUGCUGAAUGUUCAUGAGAAUGGCACUGAAGCAACAGGGGUCACAGUGAAGGAGGUUACCUGGAGAUCUGGUGAUUUUCCUCGUCCGCCUCGAGUCAGAUUCAACAGGCCCUUUCUCCUGGUGAUUCUGGAUAAACUCACCCACACUGUCCUCUUCGUUGGGAAAAUUGUAAACCCUAGGAAAAAUGACUGAUUGACAAGACUUCUGCACAUCGCUGGCUAAAUUCCUGUGAUCUCGUGAAACACUUAUGUAUGCAUACCACUAUGUAGUAGUGCUCAUCUUUCAACCAUUACCCUUAUAAACAUGAUCACCCCUUAAAACAUAAAAACAAUUUUUCCUUGUCCAAAAGUCACAUUUGCUCCAGCCUACAGCUGAGUAUAGCUUGUAGUGUUAAUGAAAUACAAGUAACUUUUCACCGGUUUUGUAGGAUGUCUUUUCUGACAUGCUCCUGUGGGAUAUUCAGAUUUUUCAAAGUCUCCAGAUGAUGUAGCUGUUGCUGUACAAUCACAGCUUCUGCCUGUGAGAGGAGGAGAAGGGAAAGAGGGAAAAGAAGGUACAAGGUGUAAGACCUGUCUGUUUAAUCCACUAACCUUUGAUGACUAUUCUUAAAUACAGAUCCCCUUAAUAU
This is a messenger RNA of Neopelma chrysocephalum (saffron-crested tyrant-manakin), 1887 nucleotides long. RefSeq names its product alpha-1-antitrypsin-like. The transcript is spliced from 5 exons. Gene Ontology annotation, molecular function: serine-type endopeptidase inhibitor activity. Lineage: Eukaryota; Metazoa; Chordata; Aves; Passeriformes; Pipridae. The record is from RefSeq and is a predicted model, not a curated record. The coding region runs from base 153 to 1451 and encodes 432 amino acids. Gene Ontology annotation, biological process: negative regulation of endopeptidase activity.